AUGUUACAUGCCUAUCAACAAUCAUUAGAAUGUGCUAAACCUAUUCGAAAGUUAACUCAAGCACGAAAAUAUAUUAUUUAUAUUGGAUUAGAAACAGUAUAUAGAGAAAGACUUAAACAAAUCUAUGAACCUGUUAAACAUCGAUUAGAUUAUCAACUUGCUUUACAAAAUGCACGAAAAGAUUUUGAAAGAACGAAUAUGAUUAAUUGGAUUAGAAAUAAAGUUAAACAAUCAAUUAGAGAUAAACAAGAAAAACGAUACCUUACAAUCAUGUUUACAACAACUUAA
Messenger RNA from Rotaria sordida, 288 nucleotides. The record is from the annotation of a GenBank genome assembly. NCBI's taxonomy places the organism in Eukaryota, Metazoa, Rotifera, Eurotatoria, Philodinida, Philodinidae.